GAUAGACAGAGCCACAGAGGACUAUGUAUUUUCCGAAACCCAGCCCAGGAAUAAUAAGAACCAAACCAACGUGGCAACGACCAAACGACCGUGUUCCCACUUUCCUGUUUAGUCCAAAUAUCAGCUUACUUCAUCGUCUGGUGUCUCUCUGUUUUCCAUUUCUCUUGAUAGGGCACCGCAACAUUGAAACCCGCGGACCCCAUUCCCGCCCUUUCCGUAAGAAUAAAAUAGGAGAGAAACUUCGAAGUCUUUACGUACACCCAUUUGGCGCGUGAAUAAAGUUCGGUGCAUCUUCCUACGCCCCCGCCGCCGGAGAAGAUUGCAAGCACUGUUACAUUCUAGGGUAUCUCCUGCUCAUAAAUUUGCGCUUCCCGGCCUAUGCUGCUCCGGGAUUCCUGAACUCCUGUCCGAAUUCCUUCUGGACUCUCCCUCGUGUCUUGUGAUCUGGCUCGAACGGGUCCAACUUGGCAGUGACGAGCUGUAUGGCAGGAGUAAUCUCUGAGAACAUAAGGGAACUUUGAGGGUAUCAGUGUGCAUACCUUUAUGGGUGGAUUUGGACGUCUUAUAUAGGCCCCUGGACUCUGGGGGCUCAGGGUAACAGUUUUGAGUUCUUUGUGGAGUUGUUUCCUUAUUUUUCAGGCACAUUAAGGUGUCAAUUGAGAUGUUUUCGCAAGAAUUACGAUUCGUUCACGUAGAAUCUGGCGCGCAACAUGAUGAGCUGUUCUAACGGUUGCACUAUCGGCGCCUUUGGUAGCGAGCUGCUGGGGACGGUUAGCGAGUUCUUCCUCGCAGGUCGCCUUAGGUCCUCUAAGCUCGGCCUACUCCUAGGACAGCUCACUAUAAUCCUACGGGGCUGCCAGCUCGGCCUUGCCGAUCUGUACUGGGAACUGCAGGGGGUGGUUAGCGAGCUCUCCUUAGCAGGUCGUCUUAAGUCUCUACAGCUCGACUGACUCCUAGGACAGCUCGCCGUAAUCCUACGGGGUCAGUUAGUUCGGUCUCUUCAAGGUAGAGGUCGUCUUGGGUGAGAUGCUUCAAGCUAAUUUUACUGAGCUAGCUCGUUGACUAGGCGCUGAGGUGUAAUUUGGAUGCCGUGUGUCUCCGAAGGUGGGUCGCCAGGUCUCUAGUAGGUAGGUCUUCAGGUCUCCAUCAGGUCUCUGGAGGUAGGUAUUCAGGUCUUCAUCAUUUUGGCUAAGGUAGGUCAUCGCCUACGUGGUGUCGGGUGUCAUCCAACUGUUUUUGAGAUGCCACAUGUCAUAAUGUUAGUGGAGGGCCAAAUCUGCCCUCAUCAUUUACCAUGUUCAGUUAAAUGUGUUACAUGGGUAAAUGAUUUUUUGAGAGUUAUAGUUGAGGUUGCGGCCUUCUUUAUCUCUUUUAGUUGGUUGAGAAAACACAACUUGAGAUGCCAUUUUGACAAAUGAAAUGCAGUUAGGUACCCGAAACACUUAUUGUUGAUUCUAUUUUACAAACAUUCCAUGUUUUUGUGAAACAGAUAUAUAAGUUACAGCUUUUAUAAGAGGACAAAAGUUGUUCGCAUAAUGGCACUUUGUUUUGAGGUAUUGUCAAGGUUCAAUCGUGCUCGUGCAGCUCAAUUGACACUCCCUCACUUUGUGUGCCAAACACCUUUAUUUAUGCCUGUAGGAACACAAGGUACAAUAAAAGGUUUAACAACAAAUCAGCUCGAGGAAAUUGGUUGCCARAUAGUGCUUGGGAAUACAUACCAUUUGGCACUUCGUCCUACCUCAGAACUGAUUGAUGAAUUGGGGGGUCUUCACAAAUUUAUGAACUGGCCGAGAGCAUUACUUACUGAUUCUGGAGGUUUUCAGAUGGUAUCAUUGUUGCAUUUAGCUGACAUUACUGAAGAAGGUGUAACUUUUCAGUCACCUGUUGAUGGAAAGCCAAUGCUCUUGACACCUGAGGAGUCGAUACAAAUCCAAAAUAGAAUUGGAGCAGAUAUUAUCAUGGCCCUUGAUGAUGUUGUGAAAACCACCAUUACUGGGCCACGGAUUGAGGAGGCUAUGUAUCGCACUCUUCGUUGGAUAGAUAGAUGUAUAGCUGCUCACAAGAGACCAAGUGAACAAAACUUGUUUGGGAUUGUACAAGGGGGAUUAGAUCCUGUUCUCAGAGAUAAAUGUGUUAGAGGCUUGGUCCAUCGUAAUUUACCAGGCUAUGCUAUUGGUGGUCUUGCAGGCGGUGAAGAUAAAGACUCAUUUUGGCGUGUCGUUGCUCAGUGCACUGCUGCUUUACCUGAGGAUAAACCACGUUAUGUUAUGGGUGUUGGUUAUCCACUUGAUAUUGUAGUUUGCAGUGCAUUAGGUGCUGACAUGUAUGAUUGUGUUUAUCCUACCCGUACUGCUCGCUUUGGCACUGCUCUUAUACCUGAGGGGGUACUGAAAUUGAAACAUACUGCAAUGGCUGAUGAUGUUCGCCCCAUUGAUCCUACAUGCAAUUGUAUGGUUUGCAAAAACUAUACAAGAGCAUACAUCCAUUGUCUUGUCACCAAAGAUGCUAUGGGAUCUCAACUUCUCUCAUACCACAAUCUCUAUUAUAUGAUGAAGCUUGGUAGAGAUCUGCACACAUCAAUAAUUCAGGGAUGUUUUCCGGAGUUUGUGUGUGGGUUCCUACAGAAAAUGUUCCCCAAAGGUGAUGUCCCCGAAUGGGUUUGCAAUGCCAUGGAGGUUGCUGGAAUCGACAUUUCUUCCUGCUGUGCUCCCUUCUCUUCAUCCUGAGGUUAGGUGUAGUUAGACUGAAAGGAGUUGGUUUUUUCCUAAGCAUAAGGAAAUAAUAAUGAAAGACGGCUCAUAUAAUUGAGGGCAUUGUCUCAUGUCCAGGACUUUUUUUAAUCAAAGGCAGCAUAUAUUUUGUAGUGAAUAUGCUGCUUGAAUAGGAAUUGCAUCUAAUUUAUGAAAUUUUAAUCAACUUAUUGGCAUUACAGGCUGGCAGCAUAAGUUUUGUAGAGGAUAUGCUGCCGAAAUUGUUUUUAAUAGUUGCUGUAAGCAAUUUGUAUCUGCAUUUUAUUGAUCUACUUGUAUCAAGUUACGCUAGUUUUUGAUCUUUGAUGCAAGCCAUAAAUGAUAUUUUUCUUAAGCACGCCCUGUUGUAUA
Molecule: messenger RNA, 3101 nt
Organism: Nelumbo nucifera (sacred lotus)
Lineage: Eukaryota; Viridiplantae; Streptophyta; Magnoliopsida; Proteales; Nelumbonaceae
Cellular component (GO): cytosol
Molecular function (GO): tRNA-guanosine(34) queuine transglycosylase activity
Source: RefSeq, a predicted model, not a curated record